Stereum hirsutum FP-91666 SS1 is the source of this 1110-nucleotide messenger RNA. Its product is annotated as GroES-like protein. Gene Ontology annotation, molecular function: oxidoreductase activity, acting on NAD(P)H. Bases 1 to 1110 code for a protein of 369 amino acids. The record is from RefSeq and is a predicted model, not a curated record. Lineage: Eukaryota; Fungi; Basidiomycota; Agaricomycetes; Russulales; Stereaceae. The transcript is spliced from 6 exons.
AUGUCCACUACCAUUCCUCCAACCCAAACCGCUCUUAUCCUCUCCGCCCCCGCCACCCCAUUCACCGUUACCACCCGCCCCGUGCCGCACCCUGGACCAGGCCAAGUCCUCAUCAAGGUCCAUGCGGCUGCUUUGAACCCCAUCGACCCACUGAUCCAAAAGAUCGGGUUCAUGAUCAAUGAGUGGCCUGCUGUAGCUGGGAGCGAUGGAGCUGGACAGGUUUAUGCUCUUGGCGAGGGUGUGAGUGAGGUGAGGGUCGGAGAUCGAGUGCUGUUCCAGUGUUUCUUUGCUGCAGAUAGGGGCACGUUCCAGCAAUAUGCUCUCGCGGAAGCCACUCGUGCUAUCAAGUUCCCGACAUCGCUCUCUUACGAUGAAGCAGCCACCAUUCCGCUCUGCUAUCAUACUGCCGCCCUCGGACUUUACGGAACGUAUGAUUUCGCUAUCAAGGGAAUGUCUCACAGGGGUAUCGGACUUGAUAUUCCAGUUGGUGAAGGAGCAGGCAAGUACAAGGAUGAGCCGAUCCUGAUCACCGGUGGCGCGAGUUCGGUCGGGCAGUACGCUAUCCAACUGGCGAAAUUAUCAGGGUUCAACCCCAUCAUAACCACCGCCUCCAAAGCUAACGAACAAUACUGUCUCUCCGCCGGCGCCACACACGUUAUAGACUACAAAUCCGUCCCUUACGCCUCCCUGGGAACACACAUAACAUCUACCAUCACCUCCAAACCGAUCAAAGUCAUCUACGAUGCGAUAUCCAAUGAGGAAUCUCAGGCCGCUACUUGGUCCAUUCUCCCCGACAGCACGGAGGGGCUAGGAGCUGGAGCUGGAGAAGGAGGGAAGUUGAUCCUCACUCUAUGGCCUGCGAAGAGAGGCAAGAAGAAGAAGAGCGUCAGUUGGACGAUUGGGAAUGGGAAUUUCGAGGGGACGAGUGCAGACGCGAAUAAGCUCGCGAGGGCGUUGGAGGGCUGGUUGAUCGAGGGAAAGAUUAAGCCAAACAAAGUCGAGCUCCUCCCCGGUGGCCUCUCAGCCGUAGAAGGCAAUGUGGGCAGGUUUCACAGCGGAGGCGUGAGCGGGGUGAAGCUUGUCGUUAGGCCCUUCGAGACCCCCGUUUAA